Molecule: messenger RNA, 1528 nt
Organism: Chilo suppressalis (striped riceborer)
Lineage: Eukaryota; Metazoa; Arthropoda; Insecta; Lepidoptera; Crambidae
Source: the annotation of a GenBank genome assembly
UCGACAUGAGUCAACUAGCCUAUUUAUGGACUUUCAAGUCUAUUUUUAUUUUUUGAUUUUAUAUCAUAGGAAUUACAUACAGGCAGACAUGCCGCUAGGUAGCCAGCGAUCACUGUGGCUCAUAGAGUUUCUCAUAACUGGGAAUCCGGUUCCGGCGAGAAUUUCAAUUAUUAAAUCAUCCUGCUACAAAGUUAAAAGACAUGUAACAGACAAGGAUUUUAUAGUCAGUGAUGUUCAUAAAUAUCUAUGCAAUCGGAAAAUAAUCUUAAUCACAGAAUACUAGUACAAGAACAAAUAUUUUUGAUAUAGUCUGCUCAUUAUAUAUUGAAGAACUUAACUGUUCCUACUAUGCAUCUGUAUUAUAAUAGGUUAUUGCUGUUAUUAAAUAACAGACUAACAAAAAUGAAAUCAUAACUAUUUUUUUCCUAGAGUUUUGGUUGUGAGCUGUGGCGUGCUCAGUCUGGGCAAAAUGACGUCCGGGCAGCCACAAUGCAUCGAUGACUCCCAGUGCUCCAGCGGAUUCUUCUGUGAGGAGAUACUCCACACUUGUCAAGAGUGUGUCCGCUGUGGGGAUCUGCAACGCGAGACGCUGGUGCCUCCAGACUAUUGCGUUAAAUCCGUCCUCGAUUGCGGUGGUUGUUUAAAAGGAUUUGUAGAAGAUCUGCGAAUAGACCAUGCAUGCAUUCCGUUCAGCGAGAGAGCGAAAGGAACGAGCGGCGGCAGCCUGCUGCCAACUUAUGCCUGGGUUUUAAUAGUUCUCUCACUUCUCGUCGUUCUUACAAUAAUAUCCAUCUAUAUAUUCAAGAAAGAAACGUUGUUUUCGUACAUCUGUAAAAUACGUACUUCGACCCACGCGUCGGUACAAAGCCGGUGUAAUUACAACGGAGUCGUCGCCGCGCCCGCAACCGCGCCGCCCGCUCAGGAGCCCCCGCCCGCGUACGACCUGUACUACCCGUCCGAGCGACCCGUCUCGCCCAGCGACGCCGGCGACCACAAUACCCUGCCUGAAGAGUCGUCGGAUCCGUUCAUAAAACGCAUGCCUGCAACGCCAGCGCACUGGGCUCGCCUGUCGGCCGACAACCAGGCCGCGAUCCCCUUCAACAACCCUAGCUACAUCCGCGGGCCUGCCCCCGGAUUGGGUGGAGUGGAAGAGUCAGGUCCGGUUUCUCCUUUCCAACCACAUGAUGAAGACACCAUGGAGAGCCUCUGGACCCCAAACGAGUCUGUUAACAAUGGCUAUGUAGUGGAGGUCCCGUCGUCUCCGUCGACGGGCGCAGAAGCAGCAGGCGGCGUUGCCAGCUCGGUGCGGUCCGUCGCCGACUCCGGUCCGCCCGCCAAGGUCGCCCGCCUGGGAGAGGAGUCUAACAACAAUCGCGGCCGCGAGUCUGGAAACAGCGGGGCGGGCUCCUUGCACUCGCCGUCGCCCACGUCCUCCUCCGCGCCGCAACGUUUUAUCUUCAAUUUGAACGUCACCAAUGUAGCCAAUGUACUCAACAACGCAACGGCUUCAACAAAAACACUGAAUUAA